AUGCUGACAGCAACAAUCCAGCUGCGUUCUGCUGGAGUCGGCGCGCGUCCUGAGCCGACAUCCCGAUGCAAGGUCCAGGUGACGCCCUCCUUAUGGGAUUAUCCCAGAUCACACGCUGCAAACCACAGCUGUCCUGAGCCGACUACCUCCGAGAAAGACGUCCUAGAGAGCCUGAAGUACGAAUGGGAGAGACUUGAAGAGGACAAGCCCGCUCCAGAGACAUCCGGACUAGGGAGGAGGAAUGUCAUUGCAGAUCUUCUUGACUUUGAGAUUUAUAGAUGCCCGUUGAAGGACCAAAAGCGCUCUUCGGAGCUAACGAGUCUACACCUGUUCGACGUCAAGGCCAAAAACCUUUCUUUCGAUGGUUACGUUCGGUUAGGCCAAGUAGAACACUACGUUGAACGCAUCCAGAUCCAAGAUCUUUCGAUUGAGGGAUACGGCUCACGAGAAGACCCUGACAUCGUCGCAUAUAUUCAAACCAGAUUGGCCAGCAUAGAAACCACUCACGAUAUCUGGCUACAGCUGAAACAACCUGCUUCUCGCUAUAAAAGAUUCCACGCCCCCUUCAUGUGGGUCGCUACGUUGGGAAAGCAUGCAAUUGACUAUAUGGACGACCAAAAGAAAAACACAGUGGGAUUAGAGAGCUUCAAGAACGAUUUUCACUGUUGGCUUAUACAACGGUUCGGGUCCAACAAGAAGUUCACAGAGUGGUUUGCAGCGUUCGGGAAUGUAAGAGACUUCCGAGUUGCUUUGAAUGCCUAUGUGGAUUUCUUCUAUAACCAGGUUGUCAACCUAAGUACCUCAAAACAUCUAAUUAGCCACCCGGUGUGGAGCCACUGCAAGUGCAAUAGAACCAUGGCAAUUGAGCGGCAACCGGACGUAGUCAAGGAUACUCUCGCAACACCACAUGUGUUCGAAAGUUUCAAACAUGUGUACUUCGCUAGCAAGCUGAAACCGGCUUCUCCCUCUAAAGCGGUCAAGGAGAUGCAGCAUCUGAGAAAACAGAUGCUAGGCUUUGCAGAGGAUCGCACGGCGCAGACUUCGUCCGAGCACACUGUUACCGAAUUUACGAGCGACUCCGGCGCGAGGUCUGGUUCUGAGUGGCUUGCCUAUGUCCAAGGAAUCGAAUAUCUUCGCAACGGUGCGCAGCGACUUCUGGUUCUAUGGCUCUAUCGCCCUUCCGACACUAACAUGUGUCUCGCCAAAUAUCCUAUUGCAAACGAGGUUUUUCUGUCGGACAACUGCAACUGCGGUGAGCGCGAGAUACUUACGACAGAUGUCUCACGAACACACAGUGUGGACUGGAACCCAAAAUCUCUCAACACUGGAAAGGAUCUCAUCAUCCGCCAAACGUACAUCACACAAGAUAGCGCAUUUGUGACAGUCACCACCGAUCACACCAUGUGCCCUUGCCGUAAGCCGAAAGCGAGGUUUAUGGAUUGGCGUGCCGGCGAUACGGUCUACAUCACAGAGUAUACCAACGGUCAACAGCGCCUUGAACCUGUCGUUAUCUACAAGAUCGACUACAACGCCGGUGAAAUGAAAGCCCGUGUACUUUUGCGACUCGCACGAGACUGUUUGGGGCUGGCGCUCGAGGCCAGGCGGACUAGGGUUGCGCCUAAUGAACUCGUCCUCACCGACAAGCUCAAAGUAUUGCCUAUAACACGAAUCAAACGGGCUUGCCGCAUACGAUUUGUUCAACGGCACGAUGUACUCAGUCAUCAGGUACCUUCACCCUACGAUCAACGAGGUGCUGGCGAUCAUUGGUUCAUCAGCAUGGGAUUGCACUUUGAGGACGAUGUUUGGCGGCUGAACUUUUUGGAAGCGCUACCAGCAGGUUUUCACGAGGCUCGGGAAGCACCACUGCCCUGCAAGAAGUUGAGGGGUCUCAGCUUGUUCAGCGGUGGCGGUGGUCUCGAUCGAGGCCUUGAGGAAGGAGGUGCCGUGGAGUUCCAGACGUCAGUCGACUAUGACCCUGCGGCGAUCCAUACGCAGCGAGCUAACUGUCAUGACCCACAAAAUAUGCGACUAUUUUGUGGAUCUGUUGACGACUACCUCCAGAAGUUGCUGUCUGCGAUUCAGUCAAACGAUGUGGCUUGCGUUGGCAAAGUAGACUUGAUUGCAGCAGGUUCCCCAUGUCCGGGCUUUUCUGCUCUGCAACAAAACAUGUUAAGCCAGCAAUCGCUUACGCAUGCCUCACAUGUCACCACGUUCUGCACGGCUGUAGAUGUGUAUCGCCCGUUAUAUGGCAUUCUGGAGAACGUCAUCAACAUGGCGUCUACACGAACAGGAUUCGAAGAUCAGAACGUGCUUUCACAACUAGUGGCUUGCAUGGUAUCCAUGGGCUACCAGGUCAAUCAAUUCAUAAUGGAUAGCUGGAGCUACGGCAGCUGCCAGCGGCGAUCAAGAAUCGUACUGACAAUCGCAGCACCAGGACUUCAGCAAAUUCUACAGCCUCCCCAUACUCACAGCCGUUCUUAUGAAGAAACUGUCGCACGCAGUCUAGGCAGACUUCCGAACGGUGAGCGCUUUGGCGAUCGGGAAUACUACCCUACGCCUUUCCCGCACGUCUCUGCCGCAGAGCUCACAUCCGACCUCCCUAACAUCGGCAAUGGGAACGUGCAGACUUGUGUUUUGUUUCCUGAUCAUCGUCUCUCCCGGCCGACAAAUGGCAAAGAUCGGGCGCUGUUGGAGUUCAUACCGAGACAACCUCCAGGCUACGGCUACGCAGAAGCUAUGCAGCUGGAGCUGGUACCACCACUCCUUCAGAUGCGUAAGAAAGAGAUGGGAAGAGCGUACCGACGCAUUAAAGCAGAUGGGCUCAUACCGACGAUCACAACGGAUCUCAAUAUGCAAGAUGCGCGGAACGGUGCUUCAGUGCAUUGGUCUCAGCAUCGUCCACUAAGCAUCCAGGAGGUUCGACGUACGCAAGGGUACCCAGACCACGAGCCAAUCAUAGGAUCACUCAACGAACAAUGGAGAAUUAUUGGCAACGGAGUAGACCGGAAGGUAUCGUUCUCUCUAGGGCUUACACUACGCGAUACUCUGACCAAGUCCAAAUGCAUCACUGAGCCCGCCAAUGGCUUAGAAAACGAAACUGAGCUUUUUGUAGAUGUCGAUCAAGUGCUGAAAUAUCGCUUAACAGAAGCGGCUCGGCCUUCAAACGUUAACACACUGCAAGAGACAAGCGUAUCUUCCUCGGCGCCAGUAUCGACAGAUUCAUUCUCAUCAACGUGCGAAACAAAGCCGAGGUUUAAUGUGUCGACGUUGCUUGACAAAGUCAAUAAUGAAUCAUCACAGGCUAGUCUACGUUUGACCUCACUGCAACGAUUCAUCGAAGUCAAAGAGCAAGUUGCACCAACAAGCUUUCGAAGAUCCUCCCUAUCAGCUUUGUCCACAUCCAUGCAGUCAGCACGACAAUAUCCAUCGAUCAAACGCCAAAGAGAAGACUGGGCAGAGAAACAAGAAGAGGGUCCCAAGCUAGCGGAUAAGACUGCCGGCUCUUUUAAACGCGCAAAAUUCGGAAGGCUGCAAAGGAGUGGCACAUAG
Messenger RNA from Ascochyta rabiei, 3549 nucleotides. Its product is annotated as DNA (cytosine-5-)-methyltransferase. Lineage: Eukaryota; Fungi; Ascomycota; Dothideomycetes; Pleosporales; Didymellaceae. The coding region runs from base 1 to 3549 and encodes 1182 amino acids. The transcript is spliced from 4 exons. Gene Ontology annotation, cellular component: nucleus. The record is from RefSeq and is a predicted model, not a curated record. Gene Ontology annotation, molecular function: chromatin binding; methyltransferase activity.